This is a messenger RNA of Strongylus vulgaris, 315 nucleotides long. The record is from the annotation of a GenBank genome assembly. Lineage: Eukaryota; Metazoa; Nematoda; Chromadorea; Rhabditida; Strongylidae.
AUGCUCCCGACAGGAUCCUGUGGAACGCUCGAGUGUUGCCUACACGGCAAAGCAUGUCGUGCAAGUCUACAACAUGCAGAAGAAUUGAAACGCCAAGUCAAGUCAUUUGGCCGCGGGAAAUUGGUUGAGCAGGAAAUUGAUAAGAAGCAGACUCGACAGAAAGAAGCUAUCGAUAGGCUAGCAAAUCACUUGAUGUUUGAAUUUUGCCUUAAACUGGAGACGCAUGGGUUAGAAAGUGCUUGCAAUUCAGACAUGCAGAGGAUCAUACCAAACGUCGCCAGAAGAGACGAGAAGCGCGUGCUCGAAGGAGAUUAG